CGGGUAACAGCUAAUCCGCGCCCACGGUAAGCACCGGACCGCCGGCCUACCGGUAUAAAAGGGACAGGACACUAAUCACGUCCUGACCCACAGGACCCGAUAAUUAAUUCUCCACCCAUAAACCCCAGACCAUUCCGCAGAAAAAGAAGAAGAAAGCAGGAAAUAGGAAAUGGCGUCGAACGAAGUAGACCACAGGCCAAAUCCAACCGUGGAAGGAGAAGACGACGAUCCUCCAAUGCUGAGCUCCCAAGCUCUUGAAGCCCUACAAGAGUUCCUCAACGAGCAGAAUCAAGGUUCCGUCCAUCGAGAUGGAGGGGGGAGCGUCGAAGAAGAUGGUUCUGACGAACGAGUUAGUUUAAUCGCGGAGGACUGGAGGCUGAGUCAGUUCUGGUAUGACAGAGAGACAGCAGAGACCGUCGCGACGGAGGUUCGGGAUCUGUGCGUGGCGACGUCUUCUCCCGUCGCCUGCGUUGCUUGUCCCACUCUCUACGCUUACCUCAAGAAAAUUGAUCCUAACGUCCCAGCGCAACUACUUGAGUAUGACAAGCGCUUUGAGCAGUACGGAAGUGAUUUUACAUUCUAUGACUAUAACCACCCAGAAGAGUUGCCACCAGCAUUGAGGCAUGCUUAUCAAGUUGUUGUUGCAGAUCCUCCUUACCUGAGUAAGGAAUGCUUGGAAAGGGUUGCUCAAACAAUAGCUUUCCUCAGGCGACCGGGAGACUCCUACUUGCUUUUACUCACAGGGGAGGUGCAGAAACAGUUAGCUGCGGAGCUGCUGAACUUGUAUCCAUGCGGUUUUAGGCCUCGGCACUCUAGCAAGCUCGGAAAUGAAUUUAGGCUUUUUUCAAACUAUGAUCCACAAGACAGAUUAGGUGGUUGGGAACAGGCUGAAUAGGUCAGAUUGUAUCAAUGAUGAAUUACAUGAAGAAUUGCACGAAGAGGGUUUUGAUGUUUUGCCGUUGCAGAUUGUUUUGAGCUGCUUGGUGCCUUUGGCUAUGAGGAUCCCCAGGUUUUGAAAUUUUUUCUUUUGAGGGAAGAAACUGAUUAAGUGCUUACUAAUAUAUUCUUCUGCUCUUUCAUUUUUCAA
This is a messenger RNA of Magnolia sinica, 1087 nucleotides long. RefSeq lists its product as uncharacterized. The transcript has 4 exons. Lineage: Eukaryota; Viridiplantae; Streptophyta; Magnoliopsida; Magnoliales; Magnoliaceae. Gene Ontology annotation, biological process: methylation. The record is from RefSeq and is a predicted model, not a curated record. Bases 170 to 895 code for a protein of 241 amino acids. Gene Ontology annotation, molecular function: protein-lysine N-methyltransferase activity; nucleic acid binding.